Neolamprologus brichardi is the source of this 567-nucleotide messenger RNA. The record is from RefSeq and is a predicted model, not a curated record. NCBI's taxonomy places the organism in Eukaryota, Metazoa, Chordata, Actinopteri, Cichliformes, Cichlidae.
AAGAACUACAGGAGAAUCCCUCUUACCAGUCUGCAGCAGUGUCGGCACUACACCGCAGGAGAGGGCAGUAGUGCUUCCAAAGUGGUUGUUGCUGGCUUGUUGACAGUAAGUGGUGGCAUUGGAGGGACCGUACUCUAUGCCAAAUGGGACCAGAAGUUCAGAGCAGCGGUUGAGAAGAACGUCCCGUACUCAGACUGGCUGCUGGGUUUGGCUUUGGGACCCGCUGCCCAAGAUCCUGGCCUCCCCAUAAAGAAACGGGUGGAGUUGGCGCAGCCGCCCUCUAUGAUAGAAAAACAAGUGAAGAAGUCGGCGAAGAAGGAGGGCGCCGAGGGUCCAGUCAAAGACUCCAGCCCCGCCCCCAGUCAGCCUGCACAGAGCCUAGAGGGUAAGUGUGGCACCCACUGUCAUCAUAACUCAUGGCUUCAUGUUGCCAUCUUUUAUCACGUGCUCUGAUACAGCGUGGUUUUAUCAGCUUUAUUUCUGUUUCCGUUUAGUUCUUUCACAGUAGUCGGGUGGAGCGCCCACAGUUUCAUUGCAUCGGUGCAGUGACAGGAAGGGGCUGUUGUA